UACUGGAAUUAGGAAAUCGGAGGGAUGGGAGAAUGUUUUCUGAUUCAAGUGGAUUCAAGUUUAUGUCUAGUCGUCGUGUGCUUUGGUUUAUUCUGAUUAUUUGUCCGUAUUGAAACAAUUCGUGUGAUUGAUCGGCUCGAGUCUGGUAUGAGCAUCGCUAUGAACUUGUUUAGAAAAGCCCUAGGGGCACUGGAGAUUUCAUAUUUUUUUCAAAAUAAUAAGUUUCUGUUCUUCUUCGUUUUGGUUGAUUAAGAGUGCAGUCGUACGCAGAAAUUUCGAGAAACAAAAAUUCAAAUCAAAUGUUCUGUUCAAAUUCUUGGUUUUGCGCAAAUUAUCUCCGAAUGAAAAGUAAAUUGCUGCACGCAAUGCUCAGGUACUUUGGAUUCGUCAUCUUUUUACUCCUCGAGGACAUCAGCAAGGAUAAACGUCGAGUACAUGUGAUUGAAAGAGACUUGUCAGAGCCAGCUCGGAUUGUUGGGGAGUUAUUACAACCUGGUGGCUACCUCAAGUUACUGGAGUUGGGACUUGAAGAUUGCGUGGAGGAAAUAGAUGCUCAGCGUGUGUAUGGUUAUGCACUUUUCAAGGACGAUAAACGCAUUCGGCUGGCGUAUCCCUUGGAGAAGUUUCACUCGGAUGUGUCCGGAAGGAGUUUUCACAAUGGGCGCUUUAUUCAGAGGAUGCGAGGGAAAGCUGCUUCUCUUCCCAAUGUUCAGUUAGAGCAAGGAACUGUUACUUCUCUUCUAGAAGAGAACGGCACAAUCAAAGGUGUGAGAUAUAAGAAUAAAGCUGGAGAAGAGCUAACAGCAUUUGCAGCCUUGACUAUAGUUUGUGACGGUUGCUUUUCUAACCUUCGCCGCUCUCUUUGCAAUCCCAAGGUAGAGGUACCCUCUUCUUUCGUCGGCUUGGUACUCGAGAACUGUCGUCUGCCAUACGAAAAUCACGGACAUGUUGUCUUAGCCGAUCCUUCGCCGGUUUUGCUCUAUCCGAUUAGUAGCACAGAGGUCCGGUGUCUGGUCGAUGUUCCUGGUCAGAAAGUGCCUUCUAUUGCAAGCGGCGAAAUGGCAUACUACUUGAAGAAUGUCGUGGCUCCUCAGAUACCCGCCGAGAUUUACAACUCUUUCAUCGCUGCGAUCGAUAAAGGAAACAUCAAGUCUAUGCCGAACAGAAGCAUGCCCGCUUUGCCUCAUCCUACUCCCGGGGCUUUACUAAUGGGAGACGCAUUUAACAUGCGCCAUCCUUUAACCGGGGGAGGAAUGACCGUUGCAUUGUCCGACAUUGUCGUCCUACGCGAUCUUCUUAAGCCCCUGCGGGACCUUAAUGACGCUCCCAGUCUCUGCAAAUAUCUUGAAUCGUUCUACACUUUGCGUAAGCCUAUGGCAUCGACGAUCAAUACUUUGGCGGGUGCACUGUACAGAGUGUUCUGUGCGUCGCCAGAUCAAGCGAGAAACGAGAUGCGACAAGCCUGUUUCGAUUAUCUAGGUCUCGGGGGCGUAUUCUCUAACGGGCCGGUUUCGUUGCUCUCAGGUUUGAACCCUCGACCGAUGAGUUUAGUAGUCCAUUUCUUCGCGGUUGCGGUAUUCGGGUGUGGAAGGUUGUUACUCCCAUUCCCUUCGCCUAAACGCUUAUGGAUCGGAGCGAGAUUGAUCUCGGCAGCGUCGGGGAUUAUAUUUCCGAUCAUAAGAGCCGAAGGAGUGAGGCAGAUGUUCUUCCCUGCAACAGUCCCUGCUUAUUACAGAGCUCCUCCUCCCCCAUCCGAAUGGCAGAGCACAAAAACAUCAUAAGUGUUGUUUGUAAGUUCCACUUUACUUUUUUACAAAGUAAUGUUCUCUCUUUGUGAGUGCGUUCCUCUUUUUUUCUUUUUUCUUUUUUUUUUUGGCAAGUGAAUCGUAAGGGGCUUUUUCAGGUGAGAGAAAUUAUUUUUUUUUUGGACUUUUGCAUUGGAUAAACUUUUUUUUCUUCUUCUCUUGAGUCAGAUAUAUAAUUCAAAUCAUUUUGAAAUUUGUUGCUAUAUUUUUUUAGUAUAUAAUAAUGUCAAACUCGUAAGCUAUAUUUUAAA
Messenger RNA from Tarenaya hassleriana, 2056 nucleotides. RefSeq names its product squalene epoxidase 1. The transcript is spliced from 8 exons. Gene Ontology annotation, molecular function: flavin adenine dinucleotide binding; squalene monooxygenase activity. Bases 300 to 1781 code for a protein of 493 amino acids. The record is from RefSeq and is a predicted model, not a curated record. Gene Ontology annotation, cellular component: membrane; endoplasmic reticulum. Gene Ontology annotation, biological process: sterol biosynthetic process. NCBI's taxonomy places the organism in Eukaryota, Viridiplantae, Streptophyta, Magnoliopsida, Brassicales, Cleomaceae.